CGCAAGCCCAAUUCCCCAACAUCAUCUGCUCCUAGCCAUCUGAAAUAAGUAAACAAAUAAAUAAAUCGAAGCCCUUGAUAGUCGAGACUCAAAAAAGGAGUCUCAUUUUCUUUCUUCUGUCCUUUCCCGUGCAAAUGUCAGCCGGAUUCGGAAAAUGCAGCAAAAUCCGCCACAUUGUGAGGCUCCGCCAAAUGCUGCGACGGUGGCGCAACAAGGCUCGCAUGUCAGCCAAUCGCAUACCGUCAGACGUACCGUCCGGACACGUGGCGGUCUGCGUGGGCACCAGUUGCAAGAGGUUCGUGGUGCGCGCGACCUACCUGAACCACCCCGUCUUCAAGAAGCUCCUGGUCCAAGCUGAAGAAGAGUACGGGUUCGCCAACCAGGGCCCUCUAGCUAUCCCUUGCGACGAGAAACUGUUCGAGGAGGUGCUACGAUUCAUCUCGGGUCCCGAGUCUAGUAAAUCGGCCCGGUUGGUGAACCUGGAGGACUUUCAGAGGUCCUGCCACGCCGGCAUCAGGAGCAAUCUUGAUUUCUGGCCCGAAUCUCGACCUUUGCUUCAUGGACUCGCCGAGAAAACCAUCGGGUAAGUCGGUUCUUACAUCUUACGCUGACGUGGAUCACUCCGAGUUGGCUCCUGCUCAAGGGAAGCCCCUCUCCGAAAAACUCAAUUGAACGGAUAAAGAAAGUCGUCGCCGAGUACAUACUGCACUUGACUCAGCCGAGUUAACCAGUGAGGCUUGCUCUUUUUAUUUUAUUUUUUGAAAAUAUGUUAAUUAUUGGUAGUGGGUUUGAAGUAAAUCACUGAGCCGAGUACCAUCUAAUGCUCCGGAGGAUACCGAAGGAGAUGGCAACCGGGUGGCGAGUUACCACCGAGUCGUCCCGGAUUCAAAUCCGAGUAUAUCUGGGAAAUAAUGAAAAAAAAAGUAAGAGAGGCACUUUCAUCUUUUCGAAGCAAAGGCAAGGAAGUGAUGACCGGUGAUUUGGGUCACUUAAUGUAAAUUCUAUCAUUUAAUUGAUUAAUUAAUGGAAAUGUCUGUAGAGAAAUUCCCAAUCA
This is a messenger RNA of Carya illinoinensis, 1054 nucleotides long. Its product is annotated as auxin-induced protein 6B-like. The transcript has a single exon. Gene Ontology annotation, biological process: response to auxin. The record is from RefSeq and is a predicted model, not a curated record. The coding region runs from base 135 to 587 and encodes 150 amino acids. Lineage: Eukaryota; Viridiplantae; Streptophyta; Magnoliopsida; Fagales; Juglandaceae.